AUGUCAUUGACGGACCUAAUCUCCGUCGUUCCUCUCGACGGCGAGGAGGAAGAGGCGGAAGACAUUUUCGCUUUCGCCGCGGGCCUCAUAUUUCCAGGUGAUACACGAAUUGUGCACGGCGACGAGCGCAGCGUAAUCGUAUACCGAAGCCAACGAUUCGGCGACAUUGAACUGCGAAACGCGGAUCCUCAAAGCGAAGACGAACGGCGACUGUACGCACACUACCUGUGGAAUGCCGGACUCAAGAUGGCGGAGCUCAUCAGCUCAGAAGUGGAUGCGAGGUGGAGUGUGAAGGGACACCGAGUGUUGGAGUUGGGAGCAGGAGUUGGACUGACUGGCAUCGUGGCCUGUCUCGCAGGGGCACAAGAGGUCGUCAUCUCAGACUACCCGGCUACGGCCCUCAUCGAGAACAUCGAGCGCAACACAAAGAAGGCAAUCCCGCCGGAGUUUUCGUCGAAGUACAGCGUCCAAGGCUACGAGUGGGGAGACUGCGCCUCAUCGUUUGCGACGAGCAACAGGCACUCGUUCUCGCGUAUCGUGGCCGCUGACUGCUAUUGGAUGCCCAACGAGCACAAGAAUUUGGUGACUUCGAUGCUUCACUUGCUCGAUGACUCCUUCGAGGCACGGGUCCUGGCGAUUGCUGGAUUUCACACAGGUCGUGCAAACCUCGCUGGGUUCUUCGACGAGGCAGAAGAGCAGGGAUUGGAGGUUGAGGAGAUUGUUGAAGAGGACGUGGCUGGUGUGAGGCGGGACUGGGCGAGAGAGAGGGAUGGUGGGAUUGAAAAUCAAGUUGAGAGGAAGAGGUGGCUUGUUAUCGCCGUGUUGAAGAGGCGAUCAAGCUGA
This is a messenger RNA of Zymoseptoria tritici IPO323, 843 nucleotides long. RefSeq lists its product as uncharacterized. The transcript is spliced from 3 exons. The coding region runs from base 1 to 843 and encodes 280 amino acids. NCBI's taxonomy places the organism in Eukaryota, Fungi, Ascomycota, Dothideomycetes, Mycosphaerellales, Mycosphaerellaceae. Gene Ontology annotation, molecular function: protein-lysine N-methyltransferase activity. Gene Ontology annotation, biological process: peptidyl-lysine dimethylation. The record is from RefSeq and is a predicted model, not a curated record.